Messenger RNA from Ixodes scapularis (black-legged tick), 389 nucleotides. Its product is annotated as NADH dehydrogenase [ubiquinone] 1 alpha subcomplex subunit 7-like. Gene Ontology annotation, biological process: mitochondrial electron transport, NADH to ubiquinone; ATP synthesis coupled electron transport. Bases 47 to 337 code for a protein of 96 amino acids. The record is from RefSeq and is a predicted model, not a curated record. Lineage: Eukaryota; Metazoa; Arthropoda; Arachnida; Ixodida; Ixodidae. Gene Ontology annotation, cellular component: mitochondrial inner membrane. The transcript is spliced from 4 exons.
AAUCCAAGAAAGGGUCAAAUAAGGGACGAAAAUAACGAACGUAGUGAUGUCUCUAAACAGAGAUAUUUCUCCGGCGUUGCGUCUUGUCCGGGAAUUCUUGCUUGGCAGGCAAUGGAAGAACAACCUGAGGUUUCCCGACCAAGUGACGACUAGGUCCCCCCCACCUCCGAGCCUGCCGCCCGGACCGGCACACAAGUUGUCGGACAACUACUACUUUGCACGGGACGGCCGUAGGGAGGUUGCUCCGCCCAAGCUCAUUGCUGACAGCACCAGCCAGCUCAAGCGUAUCGGAGACCAGAGCAAGGGGGCUACUCCUGGGGAACGCUACCUGCCAUGAAGAUGUUGACCCCUCAAAGAACCUGUAGGAAUAAAGUAAUUUUUGUUCUUUA